This is a messenger RNA of Sphaeramia orbicularis (orbiculate cardinalfish), 2318 nucleotides long. RefSeq names its product histone-lysine N-methyltransferase SETDB1-B-like. Gene Ontology annotation, biological process: heterochromatin organization; negative regulation of gene expression. Gene Ontology annotation, cellular component: nucleus. The record is from RefSeq and is a predicted model, not a curated record. NCBI's taxonomy places the organism in Eukaryota, Metazoa, Chordata, Actinopteri, Kurtiformes, Apogonidae. The coding region runs from base 353 to 1471 and encodes 372 amino acids. Gene Ontology annotation, molecular function: histone H3K9 methyltransferase activity. The transcript is spliced from 8 exons.
UCGGCGGCGGACUUGGCGGAAUCAGUGAAGAAGACGGAAAGAACAAUAUCACAAAUGUUGAUACACCUUUGUAGCUAAAAACAAAGCCGCUGUUAGUCGUAAGGACAGUUUACAUCCCAGAUAUAGAGUUGUGUGAAUUGUAAAUCUCCGUUGUGAGCUUAUUCACUUGUGUGUGCUAGCUAGUAAGUAGCAUUAACUAGUCAGGCCUGAGAACCUCGCGCGGGUCGCUGCCGUAGUGCUACUUGGCUUAGCUUAGCUUAGCUUUGCUUAGCUUAGUUUGGCUUUGUCGGACUGCUGCUGUUGUGAUAUGACCAUACUUCUAUCUCACUGAAGCAUAUAAACCACAGCAGCUAUGGAGGUACGUCAAGUGGAGAUCACAUCUCACCUUAAUGAGUUUGAAGAGAAAUUUGAAAGAACGCUAAAAAAAAGGAAACGAGAAGAAGAUGAUGUAGGAAACACAUCUGAAUCCUCACAUGUGUCUGUUCACUCCACAAAUGAAAUGACAUCCAGAGCACCAAAACAAGCAGUAGUGGUUUUAAAUAAACUCCCUACAUGUAAGAUCAGUGCUCUACGACCGCCAACUCCUGAGCAGUUCUACAGUGAGGCCGAAUCCCAGAGCAGCUCUGAUUCAGACCUCCAUCAAGAACCAGGAGAAAAUUCCAGUGAUUCGGAUGUGUCACACACAAAAACUAGACAGAAAUCAAAAAAAUGUGCGAAGACAAGCUCUACUAAUAACAACUCAGAGCUAGACCCAGCCCCUGUGAUCAUAACAUCGUCUCUUGCCACCUACUCAAAUGAGAUCACUAGGACUAGUGCUGAGGUGCCUCAGCAGGAAAUCAGCAUGGACAUGACGGUUCUGGCCAGGAAGAAGUGUAUGCGGUGGCAAAGAGGAAAAAUAGUGGAGAUAAUAAGAAGAGAAGAUGGACGUCUGAAGUACAAGGUCUGUUUUGAAGAAAAAGGAAAAAGCCUUGUGUCUGGUCACCACGUCGCCUUCGACACCACACCAAAGUUGGAGCAGCUGUUCAUCGGUGCACGGAUGGUGGUCCGGUGUCAAGUCAACAAGUUCAGGUUCUUACCCGGCAUUUUGGCAGAGCUGCCCAGCAGAAACAACCGCUUACGCUUCUUGGUUUUUAUUGAUGACCACACGCCGGUCUAUGUCGGAUUACCUUUAAUUCAUCUUAUCUGCAGACCAUUGGAAAAUCCACUGGAUGACCUUCCCGACACCCCUCACAAGAGUUUCAUGGCUCAGUACUUGAAGGACUGGCCGUACCCUCAUUUAACCCAGUACAGACCUGGACAGAACCUUUCUGUAGAAUUAAAUGGAAAGCAGCACCCGUGUGAGGUGGUGCAGGUGGACUGCAGCUUGAUCCAGGUCUCUUUUCAGCAUAACCAACAAAAGGAGUGGAUCCAUAGAGGCUCGACGCGACUGGAACACAUGGCGAGGUUUUUGGAGAUGAAGGCGAUGGAAUAACCAAACAAUUAAAAUCUUACUGUCAAGUGAUGCAAAACUCGACCAACGACAACCAUUUCAUUCAAGUUAAUUCAUAUGAGACGUCUACGUUAAAACUGCAGGAACUGAAAUUGGGGGAAAAACACAGGAAUAUGAAAAUAUACUUUUUGCAGUUCUCUCCUGUCAAUCCAAAUCCUUACUAAAUAUAAAAAACAGAACCUAACUUUGUUCUGUUUUGAAAUGUGGAGUGAAUUAGAAUCUCAUCCAGAUCACAUUUUACUGAAUCUGAUGAGUGAUUGGAAGUUACAGCUGUCAAUCACGUAUUUCAGAGAUUAGACGAAGUCAGAUACCGCUUAAUUCUAACAAACAGGAAAUAAAAAGGGAGAUUUCAAACCUGAGUUCUACACUUCACUGAUGCAAGUGUCCUGACUGAGCUGAUUUUCUAUUGAUAUUGAAAAGUCAAGUGCAUUUUCCUGUUUAUCCUGUCUGGCCAGUGUGAGUGUACAUGUUUUUUUUUUUUUUCUCCAACAGUUAGUAGAACAAAUUCCUUAACAUGCAGUUCAGUGUCAUACGUAUUGUACAAUUCAUUUUGGAUACUCGUAUGUACACAGGUUCUUUUAGCAUCCGCUUUGGCUUUUGUUAUUUUGUCCUUCCUUGUAUAUCAUUGAAUGUUCACCCUUUUUUUUUUGUAAAGAAUAAAAAGUAUCUGAAGUACAAGUAUAUCCAAGCAGCAUAACGAAUUGAGAAGCCUGGGAACCUGCAAAAAUUGCUCUUUUAACAUUUUUUUUCUGAUUAAUCAGCUAAUGUUCUACACUUUUCCAUUUCAUGAAUCAAUAUGAUCUUUGCAAAAAUAAAUUUAGAGCAAAAA